This is a messenger RNA of Scomber scombrus (Atlantic mackerel), 4384 nucleotides long. RefSeq names its product carboxyl-terminal PDZ ligand of neuronal nitric oxide synthase protein. Gene Ontology annotation, molecular function: nitric-oxide synthase binding. The transcript has 11 exons. The record is from RefSeq and is a predicted model, not a curated record. The coding region runs from base 423 to 2435 and encodes 670 amino acids. Lineage: Eukaryota; Metazoa; Chordata; Actinopteri; Scombriformes; Scombridae.
GCAGCCACCAACAGGACGGGAUUAAAAAUAAAUAAAAAUACCUUCAGCGACCAACAUUACCUGCGGAGAGUAGCACCGCUGCUUACACUGGAUGUCCCCGGUGGCUUUGGAAAAGACGCACACUGUCCACGAUCCUGUGAUUUAAGAGAAGUGGAAGGAAAUCCUGGAGUGUCUCUCUCUCUCUCUUUACUGGUAUAUUGUCACAGGAGAAGGGGGGGCCCCCAAAAUCUGUCCCUCUGCUGAGGACGGGACCUUUGAGGCUGGAAGCAACAACAAUGGACUGCGCUACCACUGGGAGCUCACACUUGGAGCCUCGCCGUACACACUCAGGGGAUUUUAGCGCUUCUAACCCAGCAGACAUCUGUGCGUGUGUGGUUGUUGAAUAGUGUUUACCGUGUCGGGGUGUUUGCUGGGAGCCCGCGAUGCCCGCUAGGAACAGGUACAACCUGGUGGAUGAUGUGGGGGACUCGAGGGUGCCGCUCCACAAUGAGGAGGCUUACCAGCACGGGAUUUCUUUCCAAGCCAAGUAUGUUGGAUGUCUGGACGUGCCCAGGCCCAACAGCCGGAUGGAAAUCGUGGCAGCCAUGAGGAGGAUCAGGUAUGAAUUCAAGGCCAAGAACAUCAAGAAAAAGAAGGUCAGCAUUGUUGUGUCUGUGGAUGGCGUCAAGGUGAUUCUGAGGAAGAAACAGAAGAGAAAAGAAUGGACGUGGGAUGAGAGCAAGCUGCUGGUCAUGCAUGAUCCCAUUUACAGGAUUUUCUACGUGUCUCAUGACUCCCAGGACUUAAAGAUCUUCAGCUACAUCGCAAGAGAUGGGAGCAACAAUUCCUUCAGGUGUAAUGUCUUCAAAUCCAAGAAGAAGACGCAGGCCAUGCGUAUAGUGCGGACAAUAGGUCAGGCCUUUGAGGUGUGUCAUAAGCUCAGCCUGCAGCAUGCAGAGCAGGAUGCAGACGGACAGGCUGAUGGAGAGAGUGACAAUUCCACAGAGGAGCCCAGCAGUAAUGCUCGUAAACUGACAGGAGCAGAGCGAGAGGAGGAGGAAGGCAAACAAGAAGGAAGACAUGGAGGAGAAGAGCCGUCAGCCGGAGGCACCUCACUGUGUGAAAAGGCAGUCAGUGAAAUUCUCCAGAGUCUGGCUGAACUGAACGUGGUUAAACCUGGACAGACCAUCAUAGACUUUGAUCGAAGGUCCCUCUUCACUGUGAUAUCCCAAGGCAUUACUCCCAGCAGCCCUUGCUCUCCGUCUGUUACUCCGCUGGCAUCGCAGCACUACCUGCAGCUUCUUCAGCAGCAACUGCAGCAGCAACAGCAGCACACGCAGGUGGCCGUCGCACAGGUGCAGCUGCUGAAAGAUCAGAUGGCAGCAGAGUCGGCUGCUCGUAUGGAGGCUCAGGCCCGUGUCCAUCAGCUGCUGCUGCAGAACAGGGACUUACUGCAGCACCUGGCCCUACUCGUGCAGCAGCUGAAAGAGCUGGAGGACCGAUGCCCAAAAUCAUUACAACCAGGGCAGCCACAACCGGAGCCUCAAGCUAAUGGACACAACGGCCAACAGUCUCCUUGCAGUUCAGUUUCUACAUCAGUGAAGGCUCUGUCUCUGAAUCUGAAGAGUCACUACAGCCAGAACCCAGACCAGCUCAUCACCUCCACGCCUGCAUGGCCGCUCCAAACUUCACCCCUCUCCCCCAGCCAGGUGGACUGUGCUGAGUCCUACCUGAACCUGCUCAACCUGGAAAACAGCACCAAACCGGCUGCCUCGGUCAACGGAGACCUGGACCCCUUCAUCACGGCCAACGGGGUAGCUGAUAACAAGGAGAGCUCCUGCAAUGAGGUUGUCCCGUUCACGUCGAGAAACUCCGCCAGCCUGGAUGAAAAGUGUAAUCAGACAAUUCCCAAACUCGACCCUCCUCCACCCUCCAUGAACCGCAAGCGGGCCAGCAGGACCUUGUCUCCAGGGUCAGACUUCACAUCAGUGCCCAUGCCUGGAGAGGUCAUCACUAAUGAUGGGGCCCCCAGCCGCAGCAGCAGCCUCUCGUUCCCAGAUAUCACCCCCAGCUCGCUGUCGUCCAGUGAUUUCCACUCCCUCAGCAACGGCGAGAGCAGCUCCUGUUCGGCCAGCGAGGACUCGGGCGUCCGCUCCGAGACCAAGUCCCUGCUGUCGCCCUUGCGUGAUGACGAUGACCUGUUCGGGGACCGCGGGACAUUUCUAACAGCUUCCAGUGGCUGUGACAGUCCCCUGGAGGAGACAACCGAAGCGGUUCUCUCUCCCACUGAGUCAUAUCCCACCGAGCCCCAAAUCCUCUCCUCACAUUCAGACACGAAUGAGCACCAACUGCCCUUCUCAUCUCCUUUGAAUGAUACCUGCCUUCACAUCAGCUUUUCUGAGGAAGAGCUGCUGGAGAACAGCCAGGAAGACCCUAAUGUCCCACAGCGAAGUUAGGAGGAUGAGCUGAUGGUCCUUUUGAGACCUCUCACUAUGUUUUUCAAUCAGCUUUUAAUGCAAUACUUACUGUCAGAUGCUCCUUCGUUUGCACUGGGCUCCAUUUCAGGACCUUCAUUUAUUCUGUCCACUCGUGACACAGUACAGACAUAGCAUAUACCAGUUACUGAAAAAUGAUCUAUUGUGUAAAUUAUUAGCCAAUGGACAGAUUUAGUAUUUUUGUAAUGAAAAUAAUGAUCUAAUUUACUUUUUAGUGGCUAGAAUGUUAAGCAGAAUACAUGUAGCAUUUCUUGCACUGUUAAGAGUCACGUAAUUUACUGUAGAAUUCAAAGCCAAUGAGGGAACACGUUUUAUUUUUGCUAGUAGUCAACAUUAAAACAUCUUUUUGUAUGACGCUUUGCGGUUGUUGCAAACUGUUGUGGAAAUACUGCAGAUUUCACUGAGUGAUACGCGACUAUCAUGCUUCCACAUAACGCUGAGUGAUGUUGGGAAGAGCCUCGCCUUCUGUAGCACCUGAUGGGACGAUGGUUGGAAAGAAAGGAAAAAGAAAGUCUGAUAAAGGAAAAAGGGGCAGGAUAGAAGUGAGCAGAUUUUAGUUAUUUGUUGGUUUAUACACGUCCAUGCUUGGCUGUGUAUGUAUUUGUAUUAUCAGAGUUAAGUGGGCUUUAGAAUGUUUUAUGCAACUUGUUUUUUGGGUUUUUCAGACAGGUAGGCCUCAAAGCAGCACUGGAAAAGUCUGUGUAAUAGCCAAAGGGAUUUAGCACUCUGUAUUACAUUGAUUCUGUAUGUAGCACAGUGGUAUCUUCCAGAAAAAAAGGGAUUACAUUAAAAUUAUAUUAGUUUUGACAAACAGCACAGGCUGACAGCAAACCCUUAAAAUCGACACAAUGUAGGGUUCAUUAUUUUAAUAACUGAUUCAUCUGUUGAUUAUUUUCUCAAUUCAUCUAUUAGUUUGGUAUAUAAAAUGCUAUAAAAUACUGAAAAAUGUUUAUCACUAUUUCCUGAAGCACAAGAACACAUCCUCAAAUGUCUUCUUUUGUCCCGUUCACCAUUCAAAGAUACUCAGCGCACUAUCAUAGAAAUCUGAACAUAUUUUAAAACAUUUUAGCAGCUAACAUUUUUCUCUUAAUGAAUGACACAAAAUGAUCAAUUGAUUAUCAAAAUAGUUGGCCAUUGAUUUAAAAGUUGGAAACUAAUCAAUGAAUGCAGGUCUAACACAGUGGGCUAAUGACCAUGAUUGCUUUGGAUUGCACCUGUCUGAAAUGAGCCCUCACACUCAAUAGGAAGAUAAUUGGAGAAUCAGAAGUUGACUGAUUGAUUUUUUUCUUUUCUGCUUCUCUCUGUGUGAAAUUAGGAGUGACCAUCAAAUAAUUCACAGUUCACAGGAUAAUUUAGGCUGACAUUGUUGCAUGCAUCACAUGCAGUAUGUAGUGUUUUUGUAUGUGUAGCUUAAUCUAAACAUGGGUAACACUGUUUAAAAUUACUUGAUGUUCAGUAUAUCAAUAUAAUAUAUUGCUAACACAACAUAUCAUUAACCAACAACUGCCACUAUAGUUAAAUGUAGAAAAUAGAGAUUUUUCUAUUAUAUUAUUGACUAAUUGUUAAUUGAAUUUUGAUAAAUCGAUAAAUAGUCAUUUUUUAGGCAAAAAAUGUGAUAGUUGCUAGUUUUCAGAGAUUCUUGGUUAGACAAUAUAAGCAAUUUGGAAAUUUCUAACUUUUUUAUAUCAAGUGAUUGAUUGAUUGAUUGAGAAAAUAAUCUGCAGAUGGAGCGAUGAUGAAAAUAAUCAUUAGUAAUCAUGUAGCUGUUCAAAUUUGCAUAAUUUAUUUAGUCUUUUACAGGCAUGUAGCAAGAUUAUACUGGGUUGUAAAUUUGUCUGUAUUCAAUGAAGUGCUCUGGUGUAACCUAUGACAGGUAGAAGUGACAAUAAAUGGAUGCGAGAAGAAAAGCA